This is a messenger RNA of Zonotrichia albicollis (white-throated sparrow), 774 nucleotides long. The record is from RefSeq and is a predicted model, not a curated record. NCBI's taxonomy places the organism in Eukaryota, Metazoa, Chordata, Aves, Passeriformes, Passerellidae.
AUGGCUGUCCUGGUGCAGACCCUGGCACUGCUGGCAAUGGCCAUGGCCACUGUGGCCAACGAAGUGAAAUCACUGGACAUGGCCUGGGACUCCUUCGAUGACCAGUACCGGGGCUGUGGCCCUGCCAUGAUGGCGGCGUUGCCGGCCCUCAACUGCUCUGAGUUCCACCAGAACCGUGUGUUUUCCCAGAUCUGGGCCAAGGCUGCAGCCACGUGGCAGAGUUGGGGCCCCCCUGAGUCUCCUCUGUCCCCAAACCAGGCCAUCGCAAUCAUGGCCUACACGACGGAAGACCUGUAUGGACUUUUCAAUGAGUUUGUGCGCAUGGCUGGCCGCUCCAGGCAGCAAUUCAGGGACAAGUUCCCCUACAAAACGCUGCAUUUCCUGCUGACCGAUGCCAUGGCGACACUGAGGAACACUCUGCAAGGGCAGUGUUAUGAAGUGUUCCUGGAGGUGUGUGGGACCCGGUUCGACGCACAGCGUGGUGAUACAGUCCGGUUUGGUGAAUUCAGCAUUAUGGGGCUGAGCAAACCACCUCCAGGAUGCCCCACGGAGACGAUGUUCCAGGUUCACACGUGCCAUGGUGUGGACAUCAGCUUUUACUCCGCAACUUCUGCAACUGAUGGGGUUCUGAUCCCACCCUUUGAGACCUUUGAGGUCAUCAAUGUAACCCGGGAAGGGGACAAGGCAGAGCUCCAGCUCCGCUCCACCGGGACCUUCAGCAAAUACAACUGCGAGUGGCUGCAAGGUGAUGCCACAGGUGACAGCUGGGGGUGA